Molecule: messenger RNA, 1068 nt
Organism: Closterium sp. Naga37s-1
Lineage: Eukaryota; Viridiplantae; Streptophyta; Zygnematophyceae; Desmidiales; Closteriaceae
Source: the annotation of a GenBank genome assembly
AUGGAAGGCAAGAAGGGCGUCAAGGUGCCCCAUGGCCCUCUCCUCUCCUCCUCCUCCUGUAGCACGUCCCUCUCUGGCGCGCUGCACCACCACCACUUCCCCCCGGCGCCGUGCCAGCGUCAUGCACAGAGGGCACGAGGGGCGAGGCUCUAUCCUCCUCCUGCAGCAGGCCCCUCUCUGGCGAGCUGCACCAUCAUCCACCACUUCCCCCUGGUGCCGUGUCAGCAUCAAGCAUGGAAGGCACAGAUGGCGAAAAGGUCCCCAUGUCCCUCUCCUGUAGCGCGUCCCUCUCUGGCGAGCUGCACCACCAUCCCCCUCCACGACCAGCUCUGCCUCAAGAGAGGAGGGCAACAAGGGCGAGUAGCCGCCCCCCACCGCCACACGUGUUACAGCCGCCCCCCACCGCCACACGUGUUACAGCCGCCCCCCACCGCCACACGUGUUACAGCCGCCCACCACUGCCACUGGAAGCCCAGACUGCCGCCCCACUGCCCUCUGCCGCUCCACUGCCCUCUGCCGCCCCACUGCCCUCUGCCGCCCCACUGCCCUCUGCCGCCCCAUUGCCCUCUGCCGCCCCACUGCCCUCUGCCGCCCCACUGCCCUCUGCCACCCCAUUGCCCUCUGCCGCCCCUCUGCCCUCUGCCGCCCCACUGCCCUCUGUCGCCCCUCUGCCCUAUGUCGCCCCUCUGCCCUCUGUCGCCCCUCUGCCCUCUGUCGCCCCUCUGCCCUGCCCUGUGCUGCGGAGGGCACCAAGGGCCGGAUGAUGCCUCGUGGCCCUCUGCUCCUCCAGCACGUCUCUUCAACACACUACACCACCACCACUUCCCCCUGGCGCCGUGGCAGCAUCAUGCAUGGACGGCGUGGAGGGCGAGAAGGUGCCCCUAUGGCCUUCUCCUCCUUCUCUUGAGCGACGUCCCUCAGGCGAUCUGCACCACCACCACUUCCUCUGGUGCCGUGUCAGCAUCAAGCAUGGAAGGCGCGGAGGGCAAGAAGGAGCCCCUAUGGCCCUCUCCUCCUGCAGCACGUCCCUCAGGCGAUCAUGGGGCAGCGGCUCUUAGCGGCUCUUAG